UUUUCCUAAAAAAUUUUCUGUGACCAAUCGGUUAAGUGCAUUAAUAUUUAUUAAAACACGAUUGGAUAUCAAAAUUUAAUGUAACAGAAAAUGUGUUGAAAUCUAAAGAAAAAGUGUGUUCUGCGGAGGAAAGGUUUGCGUCGUGUAGUUGGAAGUUAUACCACAUCGCGUUGAUUUUUAUUUCUUUGUGGGAGGAGCGCAAAUCCAGCGACAUCUCCAAAAAAGGCAAUUCAAUUAAAUCCCAUCUACAUAUAUACAUACCUAUUUCGUAAACAUCCACAUUGCCGGAAAACAAAUAGACGUCACCGUGGCUAAGGGAAAUCGAAAAUCGUACAGCUCCACCACCGCUGCCAUCACUAGUAAAGCCCGUAAAAUGGCAUCUACCGGCGAUAUUUGGUUACAAUGGUUCUCCUGCUGUUUCCAUCAACCACAGUCACCGACACGGCGACGUCAUCAACGCCUGCAUAUCGACCGUUCGAUGAUCGGCAAUCCAACGAAUUUUGUACACACUGGGCAUAUCGGUUCUGCCGAUGUAGAGCUCUCCACGAAUCAUUUGAAUGCAUUGCAAACACAAAUGCAGAGCAAAGGUGGCUACGAAAUGAACUCGAUACGAUUGCAGGCCUGCUGAUGUUAAUAAAUGCUGACGACGAAGCUCCUGAUACCACUAGCAGCACGGCACUUAUUGGUGGAUUUUCAAACAACAUUGACACGGGCGCUUCAUAUAUAAAUGUUAUGUACAUAUUUGCAUGCAUACAUACAAUAUUUGGCCCAAUCAGCGUAGUGCAAUCAACUGAAUCUCGCGUAUACAAGCAUACAUAUUUAAAAAGAGUUUAAAAUACGCACGCAACGAUUUAUGGUAUUCAAUUAUUAUAUAAUACAUUUUAUUUUUAAUAAUGUAUGUACUGUAAUAAGACUUUAAAUUUAAAAAGUGAAGAGUUGUAAUGAAUAUUUUAACAUACUAAUUUUAAAUUUUGAUAGCAUAACAUUUACUUUACUCGGAAAAAAUUAGUUAUUAAUUUUUAGCUCCUAGCGACAUUUUCCAAAUCUGUUGCACUCGGCCCCGACAAUAAAGGAAGCCUUCAUGAAAGGGUGGCAUUUCUUAGCUUAUUUGGGUAAAUAUUGUAUAUACAACUUUUAAUAUUUUUCGCUCCAAUAACUGUGUAAUCGAAUAUUUACAUAUAUAUUAUGACAUAAAUUUUGAUAUCGCAUAAAAGUUGUAGAUGGAUAGAUGUUGUAAUAAAAUUAUUUCAUAACGAAAAGGAGCUAAUUUAUAUUCGAGUAAAGUAAGUGUCAUUAAACUGUUAUUGGUGUUUGUAGGAAUUGCAAAAAGGUGAUUACUUUCGUUUGUUCUGUUUGCAAGUCCACAAGCGCCUUUCAAUUAAUUGACUACAGUGGAUGAGUAAUUUAUUUGAUUUUUACUUACUAUAUAUAAAGUGUAAGGUGUGUGAAAAUACAUUGGGUAAAAAUGCUUUUUGAAAGUAUAUACAUAGGUAACGUAUGUUAGCGAUUAUCUAUAUGAUAUGUGCCUUUCAUUUUUUAACGAGUUAAUUUCGUUUUUUGAGAACUGAUGCAACAUGCAACAUUAUUUCGUUUGAGUUUUUUUUUUUUAAUUCCUAAUAAUGACCAAAAUUAAGCUGAAAUAUAUACUUAAUAAUUUUUUUUAUUGAAAAUUUAAUGCGCACUAAUACGCAUGUACUUAAUAAUAAAAGCAUUUCAAAUCUUUUCACACUUCGAACUCCAUAACGAAAUGCGAACACAUUUAUUGCAAAUGUGGCAGCGAAUAACGAAUAAAGGGAUAACGGGUUUCGAAUUCGGAUUGUACAUUUUUACUAGAAUUUUGAAUAUUAACACAGCCAAACUUCAGCUGAAAUGAGCUGAAAGCAUUUCUUUACACAAACAAAUACAUACAUAGAUCGGACAAUGUUAAAACAUAUGAAAGCUUAUAUAUAUAAAUAGAAAAGAAAUUGCGAAAAUAGUGUUAACAGAUGAAUUGUUGAAUUUCCUAAAUGCAUUUACACGCACAAUCAAUCACAUAGAAAUAUAUACAUACUUAUGAAAAUUCAUAGUAAAUAAUACAAGCGUAUAGUACAUAUCCUCAUAUGUAACUAUUUAUAUAUAUAUAUUUAUUGUGUACUAAUUACCAUAUAAAAAGCGUAUAAAUAAUUUUCGUAUUAACGAUAAAUUUUACUUCUUACUGAAAAAAAUUGUGUAAACUUUUUUAUAUUAUGAAAAUUUGAAUUGUAAAAAAGAUAUAAACGCAUGCAGUUAUAGCUGCAAAAAUAUUGUAUUAAAUUAAAUCUGAGAUUGUAUAAUAGCGAAUUGAUUUGCAUGAAAUAAGAAAAUUUUCGAAUUUUACAAAUAUACAUACAUAUGUAAAUCUUUAUAUAAUAAUUUACCGGUAACAAUUACUUUUGACCCGAAUUUGAAUUAUUUAGACUCGAAAUUAAGCAAUUAAACCAUUAAAUGUAACAUAUAAUGAGCACAAAUAAAAUGGUGAAGUAGAAUUUUUACAA
Messenger RNA from Bactrocera dorsalis (oriental fruit fly), 2513 nucleotides. RefSeq names its product CDC42 small effector protein homolog (gene Spec2). The coding region runs from base 374 to 628 and encodes 84 amino acids. The transcript has 3 exons. Gene Ontology annotation, biological process: regulation of Rho protein signal transduction. The record is from RefSeq and is a predicted model, not a curated record. Gene Ontology annotation, cellular component: plasma membrane. Gene Ontology annotation, molecular function: small GTPase binding. NCBI's taxonomy places the organism in Eukaryota, Metazoa, Arthropoda, Insecta, Diptera, Tephritidae.